Molecule: messenger RNA, 2535 nt
Organism: Megalops cyprinoides (Indo-Pacific tarpon)
Lineage: Eukaryota; Metazoa; Chordata; Actinopteri; Elopiformes; Megalopidae
Gene: igdcc3
Product: immunoglobulin superfamily, DCC subclass, member 3
Exons: 14
Coding region: 34-2394 (786 amino acids)
Biological process (GO): cell-cell adhesion; axon guidance
Cellular component (GO): axon; plasma membrane
Molecular function (GO): protein binding
Source: RefSeq, a predicted model, not a curated record
UUCCAAGCCUCAUAGUAUUUUCUAAGUGCUUAAAUGGCUACCAGAAGGCGCUGCUUACUUUCACGCUUACUUGGAUUACUCCUGAGCGCUUUAGUUGGCGUGACAUGUGGGUCAGAGCUGUCCUUCACUCUGGAGCCCAGUGACAUCAUCGCGGUGCAGGAGCAGCCCCUCAUGCUCCACUGCCAGGUGGACGGCAUCCCACCCAUCACCACGCAGUGGCGGAGGAACGGCGCGCCCCUGUCCGAGGACCACAACUACGCCAUGUUCGCCAACGGCUCGCUGCUAAUCGGCCGCUUCCAGCAGACCAAGUCGGACGGCUCCUCGGACGAGGGCGACUACGAGUGCGUGGCCCAGAACUCCUUCGGGCUGGUGGUGAGCCGCAAGGCGCGGGUGCAGGCUGCCACGAUGGCGGAGUUCCACGUUCAGCCCCAGUCGGUGCGGGCGGAGGAGGCGGGGGCGUGUCGCUUCCAGUGCCAGAUACACGGCCUUCCAGAGCCCGUCAUCAGCUGGGAGAAGGACGGCCGGCCCGUGGACACGGAGGACGAGAGGUAUACCCUCUUGCCCACGGGUGUGCUUCAGAUCACAGGCCUGCGGGCCGAGGACAGCGGUGUGUUCUGCUGUGUGGCCCACAACAGCGCCGGAGUCAAACACAGCGCUGAGGCCAGCCUCACCAUCUCAGGCUCUCAGUCCUCUGUUUACAAGGAGCCGGUGAUUCUGGUGGGCCCCGAAAACCUCACCCUCACCGUUCACCAGACCGCCAUUUUGGAAUGCGUCGCCACGGGAUACCCACGCCCGAUCGUGUCCUGGAGCAGACUGGACGGACGCCCCAUCGGUGUGGAGGGGAUCCAGGUGCUGGGAACAGGGAACCUGAUGAUCUCGGACGUCCGGGUGCAGCACUCUGGGGUCUACGUCUGCGCAGCCAACAAGCCCGGGACGCGCGUGCGCAGAACUGCGCAGGGCCGGCUGGUGGUGCAAGCCCCGGCGGAGUUUGUGCAGCCUCCCCAGUCCAUCGCCCGGCCCGUGGGCACCACCGCCAUCUUCACCUGCCUGGCGCAGGGCGAGCCCGUGCCCCAGCUCACCUGGCUGAAGAACGGCCAGAUCCUGGAGCCGGGGGGCCACGUCAAACUCAGGAACAACAACAGUACGCUGACCAUCUACGGCAUCAGCCAGGAGGACGAGGCCAUAUACCAGUGCAUUGCGGAGAACAGCGCGGGCUCCACCCAGGCCAGCGCGCGGCUGACGGUGCUGUGGGCCGACGGGCUCCCCGGCGUGCCCGGCUCGGUCCGCGCAGACUCACUCUCCCCCACCGCCAUCCAGGUGUCGUGGAAGGAGCCGGCCCAGAACACUCAGGACAUCAUCGGCUACGUGCUGCACAUCCGCAAGACGGCAGACCCGGUGGAGAUGGAGUACCAGGAGGCGGUCAGCAAGAGCACCCUGCAGCAGGUGGUGAGCGACCUGGAGCCCUCCACCAGCUACACCUUCUACGUGAAGGCCUACACCUCGCGCGGGGCCAGCAAGCCGUCCGAGGCGGCGGUGGAGAUGACGCUGGGGGAGGGUGAGUAUUCCGUUGCCAUUUCAGUGCCGGCACCCCCGUCCCUCUUCACCAGGGUGGUGAACAGCACUGCGGUGCAGGCCACGUGGGAGCCGUCUGGAAAGCUGGGCCAGCACGACGGCUACAAGCUCUACUACCGCAAGGUGCACUCCGUCCAGUUCACGGGACCCCUCACCUUUGGCCGCAACAUCACACAGUACAACAUCACACAGCUGGACCCAUCCCUGGUGUACGAGGUGAAGGUGCUGGCGUUCAACCAGCACGGCGACGGCAACGCCACCGUGCGCUUCGUCUCCAUGAAGGAGGCCAUGGAGAGAUCAGUGCUGAGCCCUCCCUGUGACUGCGUGAAGGAGGAGCAGAGUAAGACCUCCACCACGGGCAUCAUCAUCGGCAUCCACAUCGGCGUCACCUGCAUCAUCUUCUGCGUGCUGUUCCUCAUGUUCGGGUACCGGGGGAGGUUGAUGAUGUGCAAGAACGUGCAGGACCAGCUGGCCACGCCGCAGGUGGCACGCAGUGCGCCCCCGGACGACCCCUCGCCUGCCCACGGCGCCCUGGCUCUGAACGGGGUGACCCGGCCGGGCGGGGACGGCGGCGGGGGAGUGGCGGGGAAGACGAGGAGGGACGCCAACGAACUGGAGAGACUCUUCCCAGGGCCGUCCAAUGGGAGCAGACCGGGCUGGGGGCACACGAUGGAGUCCACCUCGGCCCCCUGUCCGCUCAACGAAACGCAGACGUCCACGCUGCCCCCGGACGAGUUCAGCCUGGUGGAGGAGGGGGAGACGCAGUUUCGGGAGCCGCCGGCGGAGGGCAGGGGUCGGGACGGGCAGCAGGGCGAAGGGUGAUUGCCAAGUGUGCGAGGCUGCCGCCCACUGGUGGUGCGUGUGGCGCCUCCGCUCUGACUCUUCUCAUUCUCAGGUCAAACCGAAGUAUUUCAGUUCAGUUUCGUCGCUUUUAGUUUGUGCAAAGAUUUAUUACCGGUAAAU